UUUGUUUAUUGACAGAGUAUUAUUUAUUCGUAUUUUGUAUUUAUAAUUAUCUAGUUUAUAAAGACUUGUUUAAUCUUGAGUUUCAUAAUGUUUAAGUAUACAAAGACAUUAAGUUCCGAUGGUGAAUGGUCAAUUUUUGAUGACUACAACGAUAUGUCAAAGCCGUUGAACAAAUCGUUCGAUAGAUUGUCAGUAUAUUCAGAACGAAGUGAUGUGAGCGAUAAAUUAAAUGUUUCAUCAAAUAUCUCAUUGCAUGAAAUGUGCAAAAAACCAAUCAAGUACACCGAAAAUAUAUUGUGCCGUCCAUUAAAACCGGUGAUCAAAGAGCCUUGCGAUAUCAUACCGAUACACCGAAGAUUUGAGAGCAAUAGCUUCGAGUCCAAAGUUCAAAAAGGCGAAAAAUAUAAGAAAACAGCGAUUAUAAAGGACUGUCAAAAUAUAUCAAAUCGUUUGGUGGCCGGGUCUAAUGCACCCCAAGAAAAAAGCCAUGUACGACCAUGUAUUUUACCGAAGGUUAUACCUGCCAAAUUGAACAAAGACUCUAUCUCAACACCAGUAGUCAAAAAGACAAAAGUCAGAAUUGUCGAGCCUAAACUUCAAAAAGGCGUGAAUGACAAGAUAAUAGAAAAUAUAAAAAAUUGUCAAAAGAUACCAAAUCGUUUGGUGGCCGGGUCUAAUGCACCCUGUGAAAAAAGCCAUGUACGGCCAUGUAUUUUACCGAAGGUUAUACCUGCCAAAUUGAACAAAGACUCUAUCUCAACACCACUAGUCAAAAAAACUACAAUCAGAAUUGUCGAGCCUAAACUUCAAAAAGGCGUGAAUGACAAAAUUAUAGAAAAUAUAAAAAAUUGUUCAUUAAAAGCUCAUAAUGGUAACGUAAAUAAAUUCCACCCAUGCCAUUAUGCAUAUGGUGAUACAAAUCACGUGAGUUUAUCAGACGGCGAUGCGAAAAACCGAUGUAUGACUUGCAUUGGUGAUACCCACUACUGCAAUAGUUACAAAGUUGAACGACAAAGACUGAAAAAAUUGACAAGAAAAUCUAGAAUCUUGCAGAAGAAAGAAAUCAAACAUUUGUAUACGGAGAGAACCUACAAAGUAAAAAAGCUAGCGCCUUUUGUAAGAAAAUCGUCGUCUUUUAUAAACCGUCAAGUGAAAGAAAGGGAAACGGACCGAAUCAACUUUAUCUUAUGUCAAAAAUUGUUACGCGUGAAAGCAUGCGUUUCAACCUAUCACUAAUUAAAAAUAUUCUUCAACUUUUCGAUGUCUGGGCGUCUGGCUGAUCGUUCUUGGCAAGCAGUGAUGAUUAGUGAGAAUGGAUACAGGUUUUUCAAAAUUUUCAAUAAUUGCAUCAAAAUAUUUAUGUUUUUAAAAGUUUAACUAAAGUAAUGAUUAAUUUUAAUAUUAAAAUUUAAUUAGAUUUUAAUUGAAUAAAAAAUGCAUAGAAAUUUUUCUGUUUUUAAAAAUUAUCAAU
This is a messenger RNA of Aphis gossypii (cotton aphid), 1471 nucleotides long. RefSeq lists its product as uncharacterized. The transcript has 2 exons. NCBI's taxonomy places the organism in Eukaryota, Metazoa, Arthropoda, Insecta, Hemiptera, Aphididae. The record is from RefSeq and is a predicted model, not a curated record. The coding region runs from base 88 to 1236 and encodes 382 amino acids.